AUGUCAUCAAUCCUGUUGCAGAAUGCGACGAUUCUGGUUCCCUCCGGUGACAAGAAUGACUACGUCGUUCCCCGCCACAACCACUCGCUGCUCAUCGAAGGAUCCAGGAUCUCGCAGAUCGCACCCCAGAUAGCCCCGCCUGCCGAAUCCACCCAAGUCAUCGACUGCACCGGGAAGAUCAUCUCCCCUGGGUUCAUCGAUACACAUCACCACCUCUGGCAGACACAGCUCAAGGGACGCCAUGCGGAUCAUACCUUGAUAGAGUACAUGCCCACGGGAAACCUGCAACAGGUCAACUUCACACCAGAGGAUAUCUUUUGGGGCGAGCUGGGAGGCUGUCUCGAGGCCUUAGAUGCAGGAACUACCACCGUGGUGGACCAUGCUCACAUGAACGUCACCCCCGCUCAUUCCGUAAAUGGGAUAGCAGCGACAGCGUCCUCCGGCAUCCGAUCUAUCUUCUGCUACACACCUACCUCGACGGUCAAGAAGUGGAAGCCAGAAAUCGAGAUGAACACCAGCCUGCUCGAUGAAUGGGUCCUCCAACAACUCGAGGAGCUGGCCGCAGCGGCGCCAUUUGGCGACGGGCGCGUCCAGCUGGGUCUGGCUUUUGACGGGUUCAUGCUGCCGAAGGAGGUGGUCGUCGCGUUGUACGACCGCGCCCGCAAAGCUGGAGUGAAGGUGAUAACCACCCACUAUGUGCGUGGAUAUUUCAGCGACGGAUCCCUGGUCGACACCCUCGAGGACUACGGCCUCUUGGGCCCCGACAUUCUUCUCUCGCACGGCAACAACCUCUCAGCCACCGACAUCGAGAAACUCUCGCAAGCGAAAGCAUGGAUCUCCGCCACCCCCGACACCGAACUGCAGAUGGGCCACGGGAACCCCGUCUGCUUCCAGAACGGCUGCACGAACAUUACCGCGCUCGGGAUCGACUGCCAUAGUAACAAUUCCGGCGACAUCGUCACCCAGAUGCGCCUGGCGUUGCAGAGUGAGCGCGCUCGCCGGAAUGAGAAGCUUCUCGCGCAGGAGAAGUAUCUGCGCUCGUUGGAUGUGUCCGUGCAAGAUGCCUUCCGGCUGGGGACGAUCCAAGGCGCCCGCGCGAUCGGCAUGGCAGAUCAUCUGGGAUCGAUUGAAGUCGGGAAGCUUGCGGAUCUGGUGGUUUUUGACGGCGAGAGCCCGGGGAUGAUCUGCGCUGCGGAGAAGCAUCCGGUCGCGGCUAUUGUAUUGCAUUCGUCUGUGCGCGACGUGGAUACGGUCAUUGUUAACGGCGAGAUUCGCAAGCAAGGCGGUCGGUUGGUGCCGGUGGACAUUGACCCCUCAUUUCCCGAGGUGACGAUCGCAAAACGAAGGGUGGAAUGGAAGGAUGUGGCGCAAGAGUUGCGGGACAGUCAGGAGAGGAUUCAGAAUGCUGCGGUGGAAGCUGGGGCUGUGGGAACUCGAGUGUCCGAGGCACUGAGAACCUUCCAUGUGGACCCGAACAAGUUCGUUUGA
Messenger RNA from Aspergillus aculeatus ATCC 16872, 1488 nucleotides. RefSeq lists its product as uncharacterized. The record is from RefSeq and is a predicted model, not a curated record. The transcript is spliced from 4 exons. Bases 1 to 1488 code for a protein of 495 amino acids. NCBI's taxonomy places the organism in Eukaryota, Fungi, Ascomycota, Eurotiomycetes, Eurotiales, Aspergillaceae. Gene Ontology annotation, molecular function: hydrolase activity, acting on carbon-nitrogen (but not peptide) bonds.